AUGCCCUCCAUCAAGGCGGCCAUCCUCGCCUGCCUGGCCACGGCCUCGCAACUGGCCUCGUCAUGGCCGACAGCAAGCAUGGACGGCAUCAACAUCCUGUCGCGCCAGAACCAGGUCCAGGAUGAAUACGACUACAUCAUCGUCGGCGGCGGCACGUCAGGCCUGACUGUCGGCAAUCGCCUGACUGAAAAUAACAGCGGCGUCUCUGUCCUCGUCGUCGAGUAUGGCUACUAUGACAACCAGUCGGGGAUGAACCCCCGGCGUAUGUUCAACCUCACGUCCCGACCUCAGCAGAACCUGAACGGCCGGUCUUUUUCCGUGGGUAUCGGCUGCGUCGUGGGCGGCAGUUCCAACGUCAACGGACAGGUGUUCCUGCGCGGGACGUCCGAAGAGUACAACGCCUGGGCCGAGCUUGGUGGACCAGGCUCGACCUGGAACUGGGAGGGCUUGCUGCCAUACUUUAGAAAGCACGCGCAAGAGUUCAACAUCAAGUGGGACAUGCAGUACUGGGGCACAACUUCCAAGAUUUACGCAACCUUUGGUCGCGAUGCUCCGACACAGCUCAUGAGUAAGUGCAAGUUGGUCUCCGCACCGACGGCCAUAGCUGUGCUGAUGUGCGUGCUUCAGAGGUCCUUUACAAUGCCAUGGGCCGCCAUGCCGGGCAUGACCGUCCCCGUCGACAGUGGCGCCGGGCAGGCGGGCCUCUACUGGUAUCCCAUGUCCAUGGAUCCUACCAACUUUCAGCGAUCAUACUCCCGCACAGGUCACUGGCAUGGUAUCAGCAGGCCCAACUACCAGAUGGUUGUCGGUGCCAAGGUCAACCGAAUCCUCUGGGGCGCUGAAAACACGGCGACGGGGAUCCAGUUUGUCAGCCGCAACCAAACGGGCGGGCCGGCCACGCAGGUGCGCGCGCGCCGUGAGGUCCUGCUGGCGGCCGGUACAGUGCACACACCGCAGGUGCUGAUGCUCAGUGGCGUGGGGCCCCAGGCAUUGCUCCAACAGGCCCGGAUCCCCGUGCGAGUUGACCUGCCGGGCGUUGGCAGCAACUUCCAGGACCACAGCUACAUUCCCAGCAUCGCGUAUCAGUGGGGCACGACGCCUGGAGGCGGCGGUGGAUUCCCGGGGUUCCCGACGCAGGGCGGUGCGCCGGCGCUCGCGGCCAUGAUCGGUCUGCCGGUAGUCAGCCCACAGCGGUACCAGCAGCUCGCAACGCGAUACGAGAGCCAGAACCCCACGAGUCACCUGCCGUCAAGCUACACGGCAGAGCAGAUUGCAGGGUACCGGAAGCAGCAGGAGAUCUACGCGCGACUGAUGCGUUCGACCAACGUUGUGUUCCUUGAGAUGAUGAUGUACGGGCCUGGUGGCAGUGUACAGAACCUGCACCCGCACUCGCGCGGAACAAUCCUCAUCAACCCAUCCAACCCAGAGGGAGACAUGAUCAUCGACUACCGGGCGGCGACCAACGACGUGGACCUCGAGGUCAUGAUCGAGACAAUCAAGUUCAUGCGGCGAUACAUGACGACGGGCCAGUUGGCGCAGUACAACGCCAGAGAGACGUCGCCGGGCACCGGGGUGAGCAGCGACCAGCAGCUGAUCCAGUGGGCCAGGGGCCAGGUCAUCCCGUCAGUGUAUCACCCGGUGGGGACGUGCUCAAAGCAGCCGAGGGAGCACGGCGGUGUCGUCGAUGAGAACCUCAGGGUGCACGGCACAAAGAACCUCAGGGUGAUUGAUGGGUCCAUCAUGCCGACGAUUGUGGGCGCGACGACAUCGAUGGCCGUGUAUGCCAUUGCUGAGAAGGCCGCCGAUUUGAUCAAGACGACCUGA
Verticillium alfalfae VaMs.102 is the source of this 1824-nucleotide messenger RNA. Its product is annotated as glucose oxidase. Lineage: Eukaryota; Fungi; Ascomycota; Sordariomycetes; Glomerellales; Plectosphaerellaceae. The coding region runs from base 1 to 1824 and encodes 607 amino acids. The transcript is spliced from 4 exons. Gene Ontology annotation, biological process: secondary metabolite biosynthetic process. Gene Ontology annotation, molecular function: flavin adenine dinucleotide binding; oxidoreductase activity, acting on CH-OH group of donors. The record is from RefSeq and is a predicted model, not a curated record.